AUGAGCUACGCCCAAAGGAGAUACGACAGAGGUGGUCGUGAUAAUUACUACAACAACUACAACAAUAACAACAACUACGGCAACUACGGCAACAGUUUUAACGGUCAAGGCAACCGAAGCAAUUUCAAUCGUCGCAACGGCCAUGACCAAUCGAGAGGAUACAGUAACAACAAUAACAACGACAAUGACUCCAUCAUUACUUGUGAAUUUUACAACAAGAUAGGUGCUUGUAGACAUGGUGAGAAAUGUUCCAAGAAACACAUAAAACCAACAUCAUCCAAGACUCUACUAUUGGCCAACUUGUACCAAAACCCGAAACACAACAAGAAUGAAACUGAAGAGUUCACCGAAAAGCAAAUCCAAGAACAAUUUGAUUUGUUCUUCCAGGAUAUAUUCAUACAUAUAUCCAAGAUGAGUCAAGUUCACGAUCUAGUAGUUUGUGAAAACGAAAACAACCACUUGAAUGGAAAUGUCUAUGUCCAAUUCGCAUCGGUACAAGAUGCAUCAAGUGUAAAUACAAGUUUGAAUCAAGAAUGGUUCAAUGGUCGACCUGUGCAUUGUGAUUUAUCCCCAGUGAGUGAGUUCCUGGAUGCUUGUUGUCGUGCUUACGAUAUGCAGAGUUGUGAGAGAGGUGAAAUGUGUAAUUAUAUGCAUAUUAGAUACCCUUCGCCUGAAUUGAGGCUGUUGUUGUUUAGGGCACAGGAUAAGAUGUAUAGUUCUGUGCAGUUGGAGAGGUUGAAGAAGCAGUUGGAUGAGGUCAAGAUUUUGGGAGAUGCCAAUUUGGGUACACUGGGUGCUGGUGACGAUGAAGAUAAUGACGACGAUGAGGAUGGUGACGAUUAUGGAGAGGGUAGCAUGAAUAAGCCAAAUGCCAGUCAGUUGCUCAGUCUGCUUCAUUGA
This is a messenger RNA of Lodderomyces theae, 900 nucleotides long. RefSeq names its product splicing factor SR family protein. Gene Ontology annotation, molecular function: pre-mRNA 3'-splice site binding; metal ion binding. Gene Ontology annotation, cellular component: U2AF complex; spliceosomal complex. The record is from RefSeq and is a predicted model, not a curated record. Gene Ontology annotation, biological process: mRNA splicing, via spliceosome. Lineage: Eukaryota; Fungi; Ascomycota; Pichiomycetes; Serinales; Debaryomycetaceae. The transcript has a single exon. Bases 1 to 900 code for a protein of 299 amino acids.